Molecule: messenger RNA, 1777 nt
Organism: Carica papaya (papaya)
Lineage: Eukaryota; Viridiplantae; Streptophyta; Magnoliopsida; Brassicales; Caricaceae
Product: Plant VAMP (vesicle-associated membrane protein) family protein
Biological process (GO): endoplasmic reticulum membrane organization
Cellular component (GO): endoplasmic reticulum membrane; plasma membrane
Source: RefSeq, a predicted model, not a curated record
UCUUCCUUCCAUUUUCACUUGAAGACUUCCAGAGAACGACAAACAGGGACAAAAGCAAAGGGAGGCAGAGCAGAUCGCAGGGGCAAAAGAAGCAUAUGAGAGACAGAAGUUCUGCCACAGAGAAGCGAAAGCAGGAAGGACGACGCGCGAUCCUGUCUGUGACUGAAGCUGUUGGGUGACAAACAGACGAGCGAGAGCUGGCACGCGCGAGGAAGAAGACAGAGGAGACAAAGAAGAAAACGGGUAACGAAGGAGAAGAGGGGAGGCUAUCUUAGGUGACGAAAAACAAGCAGCAGGUAUUUUCAAGGAAGGAUUUGGGGUUUCUUAAGAAAACUUUAAAAAAGGGACGAGAGAUUUUCAAUAUUUGAAAAAGGAGUCAGAGAGGGGAGUUAGGUUUCAGUGUAGAAAGGGCUUAAUCAGUGAGAUCUUUAGAGUUUUAGGAGUUCUGUUCUUGGGGAUUUUCUUAGUCUUCUUUCCAAUAUUGAAAGAGAGCAGACUCUGGUGAGAGGGGAAUAUCAGAAAUCCGAAGGGUAGGCUUCUGAAGCAGAUCUUGGUCCUCACAGGUUCAACAAGGUCUUUACUGUCCCGGAUCACAUCGAUUGUGCCAAUGGGAGAUCUUCUCAACAUUCAGCCUUCAGAGCUUAAAUUCCCAUUUGAAUUGAGGAAGCAAAGCUCAUGCUCUAUGCAAUUGUCCAACAAAACUGAUAAAUAUGUUGCAUUCAAGGUUAAAACAACCAACCCUAAAAAGUACUGUGUUCGGCCCAAUACUGGUAUUGUUUUACCGGGAACCACAUGUAAUGUCACAGUUACUAUGCAAGCCCAAAAAGAGGCACCUCCUGAUAUGCAGUGCAAAGACAAGUUCCUUCUACAGAGUGUUGUUGCUCCAGAUGGUACAGCUACAAAGGACAUAACGGCUGACAUGUUUAACAAGGAGGACGGUAAGGUUGUGGAGGAGUUCAAAUUGCGGGUCAUUUAUAUUCCUGCUAAUCCUCCCUCACCUGUCCCCGAAGGAUCUGAAGAAGGCACAUCUCCCAGGGCAUCUGUGCUUGAAAAUGGCAAUCAAAGAGGUUCACUAUUUGAAGAUGUAUCAAGAUCUUUAGAGGAGCCCAAACAGAAGUCUACCAAGGUAUGGUCUAUGAUUUCCAGGCUUACUGAAGAGAAAACUUCUGCCAUUGAGCAAAAUCAAAAGCUACGUGAGGAACUGGAGCUAAUGAGAAAAGGAAUAAGCAAAAGUCGUGCUGGUGGUUUCUCUUUGUUAUUUGUGGCACUGAUCGGUCUCCUUGGUGUUCUGAUUGGCUAUUUGAUGAAGAGAACAUAGCUUAUUCUGUCAAAAGAAUUUAUUAUCGAUUUAAUUGGUUUUCGCGGGGUUAGCAUUUGGAAUAUCCGAAAUUUUUAUGAUAUUUUUAGGACCUUACCUUUUUUAGUGUGUAAAAAUUUGUACUCCUCACUGUAUAAGGAAAUUUCAAUCGAUUGAUUUGUCCUAGUUUGCACAAGUGGCUUUCCAAAGUUGAAUUGAGUGGGUGAUUGGAAGGAGAUUCGAACUUCUGUAAGCUUUAAGGAUAGUGAAAUUUUACUUGCUGUGGUGCAUGGAUUGUUUCAUAUUACCGAGCACGAGCUAAUUGUUGCCGGAAUUUACAUUUUGGUCCUAAAAUUCAGAUGGUAUGAUUUUGUUUUGGGGAUUCAAGAUAUGAUGAUUUGUAACAGUUCUGAUGAUAAUUUCGAACAGUGAAUUACAUAAUUUGUAUAUUCUACUAAGAGUUUGACUCAAAUUUUAGCA